Molecule: messenger RNA, 408 nt
Organism: Entamoeba invadens IP1
Lineage: Eukaryota; Evosea; Mastigamoebida; Endamoebidae
Exons: 1
Coding region: 1-408 (135 amino acids)
Molecular function (GO): protein binding
Source: RefSeq, a predicted model, not a curated record
AUGCCCAGACCUCCAAAAGAUGAGGAAGCAACAAAGAACGAGGUCGAACUGAAAGAAACGAAGCGUGCGUGCGCACGCUUAGUGGUCGACAACAAUGAAGAGAACUUAAUUAUCGAACUGAAUGAAAAGACUGAACUCCCCGUUUACCUUGGGAGAGAGGGAAAAGAAUUUAAAGAGAAGGGGACUUUUGUCAACUUGAAGAAAUACACCGAGGCCAAAACGAUCUCACACCUCCACGCCAAAAUACUUUAUGACGCAAAGCAAAGGGCUUAUACAUUCUUGUCGAUAGGUCGAAAUGGGACGCACGUCGAUGGUGAAGCGCAUUUGAAGGAGCAAGGUGAGCUUGUAUUGUGUGACAGGUCUGUCAUACAGAUUGGAGGAUUUGCGAUGAAGAUCAUUUACUGUUAG